Molecule: messenger RNA, 660 nt
Organism: Camelina sativa (false flax)
Lineage: Eukaryota; Viridiplantae; Streptophyta; Magnoliopsida; Brassicales; Brassicaceae
Source: RefSeq, a predicted model, not a curated record
GAUAUUAGUCGGCACCACCGCUCUCCAAAAAAAGAAAAAAAAACUCUCCACAGCCAAAAAAAAGAAAAAAGAAAUAUCUCACCGAUUCAGACCAAAAAACGUAUGACAGAUACCCGAGUCAUCUCGACCUGGACCGAGUUCACUCGCAACUCAGCCGUUUACUUGCUCUUCACGUUUCUCGCCAUCAAAGUCUACAAAUUUCUCUUCUGCUGUAAUCGAACCUCCGAAAUGUCAUCGUUUUCGAUGGCGACCCAUCCGGAAGCUCUCCGGCGGGAGCGAAUUCUCAACAGCAAACUCUACUUCGACGUCCCUCUUUCAAAGGUUUCGAUCAUCUAUUCAUCGGCAUAUAACAUCUCCUUCUUGGGUAUUGAGAAAUUGCACCCAUUUGAUUCGACCAAGUGGGGUAGAGUUUGCAAGUUCCUUGUUUCAGAUGGGUUUUUGGAGGAGAAAUCAAUCGUUGACCCUCUUGAAGCUUCAGUGACUGAUCUUUUAGUGGUUCAUUCGGAGAACUACCUAAACAGUUUGAAAAGCAGUGCUACUGUAGCUAGGAUAGCCGAGGUUCCACCCGUUGCCUUUUUUCCUAAUUUUCUUGUGCAGCAGAAAGUUCUUUACCCAUUCCGUAAGCAGGUAGAAGAAUCAUAUGUUGCUCUAUGUCUUUGA